AUGAGCAACUUUACAACAGUGACUGAAUUUAUUCUCUUGGGAUUCAGCGAUCAUCCAGAAAUACAAUGUCUUCUUUUUGUAAUAUUUCUAAUUGUUUACAUGGUCUCAGUUGCAGGAAAUCUUGGGAUGAUUCUAUUAAUCAAGAUUGACUCACGCCUCCACACGCCCAUGUACUUUUUCCUCAGUAAUUUGUCUCUUGUUGACUUUUGUUAUUCUUCUGUCAUUGCCCCUAACAUGCUGGUCAAUUUCUGGAUGGAGAAACCAGUCAUUUCUUUCAAUGGAUGUGCCACUCAAUUUUUCUUCUUUGGCUCCUUUGCUGGCAUUGAGGGUUUCCUGUUGGCUGUGAUGGCCUAUGACCGUUAUGUGGCCAUCUGCAAGCCUCUCCUGUACACAGUCCUGAUGUCUCCCCACCUGAAUGCCCUCCUGGUGUUGGCCACGUAUCUUGCAGGCUUUAUAAACGCUGCCAUUCACACUGGCUUCACCUUCCAGCUGUCUUUCUGCCGCUCAAAUGUCAUCAACCACUUUUUCUGUGACACGCCACCUCUCCUGAAACUCUCUUGUUCUGACACACACAUCAAUGAGAUUGUCAUUUUUGCUUUUGCCAGUUUUAAUGAACUGAGCUGCCUCCUGAUGAUUCUGGUUUCCUAUCUCUACAUCCUUGCUGCCAUCUUGAGGAUUCGUUCUGCAGAUGGGAGGCAUAAAGCCAUCUCUACCUGUGCUUCCCACUUGAUGGCCGUCACUGUCUUCUUUGGCACCCUCCUGUUUAUGUACCUAAGCCCCAGCUCCAGCUACUCAAUGGACCAGGACAAAGUGGUAUCUGUGUUUUACACAGUGGUCAUCCCCAUGCUAAAUCCUCUCAUCUACAGUCUAAGAAACAAGGACGUCAAAGCUUCCCUAAGUAAAAUUUGUCAAACAACCUCCUUUACGUCUCUACUUAGAAUCAUCAAAUGA
This is a messenger RNA of Nycticebus coucang (slow loris), 951 nucleotides long. RefSeq names its product olfactory receptor 1020-like. The record is from RefSeq and is a predicted model, not a curated record. The transcript has a single exon. Bases 1 to 951 code for a protein of 316 amino acids. Gene Ontology annotation, molecular function: G protein-coupled receptor activity; olfactory receptor activity; odorant binding. NCBI's taxonomy places the organism in Eukaryota, Metazoa, Chordata, Mammalia, Primates, Lorisidae. Gene Ontology annotation, biological process: sensory perception of smell; G protein-coupled receptor signaling pathway. Gene Ontology annotation, cellular component: membrane.